Lingula anatina is the source of this 3288-nucleotide messenger RNA. RefSeq lists its product as uncharacterized. The record is from RefSeq and is a predicted model, not a curated record. NCBI's taxonomy places the organism in Eukaryota, Metazoa, Brachiopoda, Lingulata, Lingulida, Lingulidae.
AUGAAUAUUCUUAUGCUGCAAAUUCCCGUGAGUCAGUUUCUGGUAUGUGACGAUCUCACUUCUGAAGUUGACAAACUGAAACUGACAGAGAACGAAGCACCUGGCAACAGUGCUCCUCCGCGACCGCAAACUGUAUCUGAUCUUGAAAAGGAGGAAAACUGGGACAAGCUACCGCAGUUGUGGUUUAGAGCCACGAAAUUGCUAUUUGGAGAGGGCGUUCCAGUGGUUCCUCUCGUCCAGGUUUCCUAUGAUUCAAUCUUUCCGGAGGAAACGAACGACCCUGUUGCAAAAUACGUGAAGCGGAGUGGGUAUACGGACGAGUUUAUUACAGAGAAGCAACAAUUUGGAACGUAUGAGAAUUUUGUUAACGAAACUAGAGGUGCGGUUGGCAUUGUCACGAUGAAAAAGCUACCAGCGGCAGAGGAGUCGGAAGCUAUAUUCCAGAUUUAUGAAUGUUUUCGCAGUAAAGGCAGUUCGAUUGUGAUUGUGAUCAACUAUGAUCCCCCUUUAUCAACCCAGGCUGAAAAACCUCGUGUGCUCCGAUGUCUUCUUGAGCACUGCAAGAGGAAGAAAACAAAGGACUACAUGAAAGUCGCGCAAGAACUAUGUUUAUCAAUGGUAUUUCAACCACUUGGAGACAGUGAAUUCUUUUACAAGCAUAUAGAAAAGAUAGGACUGCAAACUUGUAAGCGGAUUGCGGAAAGAACAAGCUUAUCGUCUGUAAAGGAUGUUGAAAAGAUGAUAAAAGAGCUAGAAAAAAAAGAUCCAAACACAUCACCUUUGUCUGAUACUGCAAAACGUAAUCUGUUUGGACUUCCCUUUGUUAAAGGGUUUAGUAUGAUCGCCGAUACACCCCAUAUCUACAUACACGAGAGACAGUUCGGAAACCACGAUAAUCAUACACAGGUGCACGAUAUGGUAUCGCCCUAUUUUGGUGACCAUUAUUUUAUUUUGAAAUAUUCUGAGAAAUUCCGUUUUGUACCCCUUGUCUCAAUAAAGCCAGGGGAGGCUGUAUUCUCCAAUCCGGAGAAAUACGGAACUCUCGGUGCCUUACUUGAAGUGCUCCAAGAAUGUGCGAAUGACUGGUAUGGCCUAACAUGUGAGCAUGUUGUGAGAGAGAGUGCUUCAGUGAUGAUCAAAACGGAGGGAAAUUCGUUUUCUGACUUAGGAAAAGUAGUGUACAAGAGAGAUAUCACUAAAACAGAAAAAGAUGUUGCCCUCAUACAGAUAAACCGUUCGUUUUACCCCACAAAUAUCCAUGGACACAUUGAUAUUCGUAGAGACCAUAGAGGAAUUAAACAGCAGAAGGUCCGGAAGUUGGGGGCUCAAACCGGGGAAACUUACGGCUUUGUGUUAGGAACCUACUUGGAAUGUCCUAAGUAUGGAAGAGAUUUCAUAUUUCUUUGUCCAGAAGAACAAUCAGCGCGUUUUGCAGAGGCUGGUGAUAGUGGUUCCGUUGUUGUUCUAGAAGAAGAUAACAAAGUAGAAGCAUUGUCCAUACUUUCAGGCGAAUUAAGCGUCGUUCCUGAACAGGAAGCAGAAGGGAGUGACCAAACUCCUCAACCGACGUUGGAAGAUAAGGGGCACCCCGUUGCUGGUGACAGUGUAGGAGGUAGUGCCAGUUCUGCGUCUGAUAUAUAUCCUGACGAGAUUACACCCUGUAUUCCAGAGAAAACUCAAGUACUUUAUUCCGAAACGUUGACAGCAUCUCUGGAUCAAAUAAUAAAUAAUCAGGAAAAAUUUUCUAGAGAAAAGAUUCUAGAAUACAUUGAUGAAGUAAGCACAUACCACAGUCUCUUAUUUGUUCGCCGUGUUGAUCCAGGAAAGCCAGCUGCUGCAACGCAUUGCAUUCUAUGUAGACAAAGCCGUAGAUCUGAUUUCUUUACUUACUUCAGUGACCACCAACCUCCAUGCAAAAAAGCAGUUGAAUGUGUAUUACGUUGUUCUGUUGAUAACAAAGAACUCAGGGACAACUUGGCAAAUAGGUACAUGUCUGUGCACAGAACAAGACUGCUGGAGCCUGCAUCAAAAAUCAGAUUGCAUAUUCAACCGUGCGAACUAAAGGCGGAGGAAAAUAAAGAGCAUGGUGAUUAUGGCAUUAGGCCUAAGAAAAGGUCGUGUCAAAAAACACUCGGCUUUCGUGAUCAACCGUUCCGUUUAGGGGCCGAUGAUGAUUUAUUUUCUUCCUAUCUAGAAGCCAAGGCAACUCAAGAGCAUGAUGAUGACGAUGAUGAUUGGACGACACGUGUAUGGGAAGAAGAAUUUAAAUCAAUUACAGGAAUGACAUUUUCUAGGUUUUUAAAUUUUUCAGCCGAUCUUUUUAAUAGAUGAGAUUUAACUUAUGAGCAAUGCAAGCAACAUUUCAAAACGCCCCUACCACGAUGACCCAUCUUUCAUUGCACCCCCAGUGCAACCUUGUAUUCUACUCUACAGUCCACCGGUCAUGCUUUGUAGGACACAGCUUACCUGUGCAUUGGGUAUAACUUGAUAUAUUGACACUGCUUGCAGUGCUGUUGCCAGUAAUCAAAAAGAAAUAGAAACGUUGACAAGGAUCAUGCUCCCUUGAACAGUCGCACUAUAUAACGCCAUGUAAACGUCUAGGUUUAUCGUGAUAAAUAUGGGCAUUACAGUUUGCUCCAUGGAUUUGCAUAGGCAUAGAAGCCGGGGGAUGUACGUCUUAGCUCGUGCCAAGCCCUCCCCUUUUUAAUCACGUCAAACACAAGCGCCUGCAGCAGAGGUUAGAUUGUUUUCUUUAUCUUACAUUCAUCAAUGCCACAAGCAAAUGGAAAUUGGUCAAACUUGCACUUUUUCAAGGAUGGGGAAACCUAGAAAUUUAGAUAUUCAGGGAACGGGACAAUGGUCUAGAAAACCAUUUUAUAAUCUAAUUAUACCAUGUGUACGCUAGAUUGGAUGGUAGAGCAUGCUCUCCUGGUGAUAGUUCUAAAGAUAGAUAAAUGUGUAUAUAUAUGGGAAUUAAUGAAAAGUGUAUUCUGUUGUAAGAUGAAUCCAGACAUAAUGGUCAAUUAAAGAGGUUACAGGUGUAUUGACUUUUAUGAACAAUUUUAAGAAUAUGGAUUUGUUAUAGUGAGUGUAAAGAUUUAUACAAUUGUGUUAAUAUUAAAUAGGAUCAUAAACCCUUUGCUUCAGUAGUUGCAUCGAACUAAAAAAAGUGUCAUUUUGUGUAAAAGAUGAAGUUAUAUUAGAAAUGCUAUGUACAUGUGAAGAAAUGCCAUAAAUGGUUGGAAAUAAUAUUUUUACUUUUAUGGAAUACCAAGUCUAGAAAAUCGU